Molecule: messenger RNA, 3457 nt
Organism: Gorilla gorilla gorilla (western lowland gorilla)
Lineage: Eukaryota; Metazoa; Chordata; Mammalia; Primates; Hominidae
Product: radial spoke head 10 homolog B
Exons: 20
Coding region: 778-3267 (829 amino acids)
Source: RefSeq, a predicted model, not a curated record
CAGUUAGCAGAGCUGGGAAAACCCUGGCCUGCUGCCUCCAGCGUCCAGCCUUUCCGCCGGCCUUCAGGACCAGCAAGGGCGGGACACCUGCUUGGCGCUGGCGCGCGGCCCCUUUAAGAGCACAGGGUGGGCCUGGCGGCGUCCGCGGUUGCCUGGAGACCGGAGCCGGGUCUGGGACGCAGAGAGCCCGGCAACACCUCAGCCCGAGCCCGGCGAGGUCUCUGGGCUCCUGGAGCGAGGUGAGCGCCCCAGGCCGCGGUCCUGCGUACGCCGGGACAGCCAUGGCGACUGGGUCCUGCUCCUUCCCGGCCGGACUGACGCGGCCUCCCAGGACCCGAGCACGUGCGUGAUGGGCGAGGAGGGCCUAGGCCGGGCAGACCAGUGCAGGGAGCCGAUUCUUCCCGGCUCACCGUAGACACAGGAGAGACGGCCUCUCCUUAAGCCCAGGAGAACAGAGGAAACAUUAGGAAACGCACUGAGAAACGAAAUUGGCUUGAUUUGUAGUUCACUUAUUUGUAGGUCACUGACAGAAGACCGAAAAGCUCGUAGUAAAGGCCCCUCUAAAUUUAGAGAGAGGUGGCAUCUCACUACGUGGCCUAGGCUGAUCUCCACCUCCUGGACUCACAUGAUCCUCCCACCUUGGCUCUCCAACGUGCUGAGAUCGCAGGUGUGAGCCACCACACCCGGCCCUGAUAAAACUCAUCAGUGCUUUGAAACAAGCAGCUCUGAACCAAAGAAAUCAUUUGAUUCAAGUAACCAUUGGAUCUUCCCAAGGCAAUGGUGAAAGAAAAGAAAAAAGCAGACAAAAAAGGGGAGAAGUCUGCCCGCUCUCCCUCAUCUCUCUCUCAUAAUCUAGACUUUUCCAAACAAGAUGGCAACACCACUAGGCAAGAGAUGUCCCCAGCUGGUGUCCCAUUGCUGGUAAUGCAGCUCAACGAAGUGAAACCCAAAAAAGACCCCCAAAACAUUCAGCAGAACGAAGAUGCCACCCAAUACGAAGAGUCCAUUCUGACCAAACUCAUAGUGGAAAGCUAUGAAGGGGAAAAGGUUCGUGGGCUGUAUGAGGGAGAAGGCUUCGCAGCCUUUCAAGGCGGUUGUACCUAUCGUGGUAUGUUUUCAGAAGGACUCAUGCAUGGACAGGGGACUUAUAUUUGGGCCGAUGGAUUAAAAUAUGAGGGCGACUUUGUGAAGAAUGUCCCGAUGAACCACGGCGUGUACACGUGGCCGGACGGCAGCAUGUAUGAAGGCGAAGUGGUCAACGGCAUGAGGAACGGAUUCGGGAUGUUCAAGUGCAGCACCCAGCCUGUGUCCUACAUCGGCCACUGGUGCAAUGGCAAGCGGCACGGGAAGGGCUCCAUUUAUUACAAUCAAGAGGGUACGUGUUGGUACGAGGGAGACUGGGUGCAAAACAUCAAAAAGGGCUGGGGAAUAAGAUGUUAUAAAUCUGGAAAUAUAUACGAAGGCCAGUGGGAAGACAACAUGCGCCACGGGCAGGGGAGGAUGAGGUGGCUGACCACCAACGAAGAGUACACCGGGCGGUGGGAGAGGGGCAUCCAGAAUGGCUUUGGAACACACACGUGGUUUCUAAAGAGAAUCCGCAGUUCCCAGUAUCCUUUGAGAAAUGAAUACAUAGGGGAGUUUGUAAAUGGAUAUCGUCACGGACGUGGCAAGUUUUAUUAUGCCAGUGGAGCCAUGUAUGAUGGAGAAUGGGUUUCCAAUAAGAAACACGGCAUGGGCCGAUUAACUUUCAAGAACGGGCGUGUGUACGAAGGCGCAUUCUCCAAUGACCACAUAGCCGGGUUUCCAGAUCUUGAAGUUGAAUUCAUCAGCUGCCUGGACCUGUCUUCAGGAGUUGCCCCAAGAUUGUCCAGGAGCGCCGAACUGAUCAGAAAGCUUGAUGGCAGUGAAAGUCAUUCUGUGUUGGGAUCGAGCAUUGAGCUGGAUCUAAGUUUGCUCCUGGACAUGUACCCUGAGACAGUCCAACCUGAAGAAAAGAAGCAGGUGGAAUAUGCUGUCUUAAGAAAUAUUACAGAAUUAAGAAGAAUCUACAGCUUUUACAGCAGCCUGGGAUGCGGCCACUCUCUGGAUAAUACCUUUCUGAUGACAAAGCUUCACUUCUGGAGAUUUCUAAAAGAUUGCAAAUUUCAUCACCACAAACUAACUCUUGCUGAUAUGGACAGGAUAUUAAGUGCCAAUAAUGACAUACCAGUUGAAGAAAUCCAUUCGCCAUUUACAACAAUACUUUUGAGAACAUUUUUGAAUUACCUCCUGCAUUUGGCGUACCACAUUUAUCAUGAAGAAUUCCAAAAGAGAAGCCCAUCCCUCUUCUUGUGUUUUACAAAACUGAUGACCGAGAACAUUCGUCCAAAUGCCUGCCAGAUAAAAGGCAAUUUAUUCCGUGAGCAACAGCGGACGCUCUACUCUAUGAAUUACAUGAAUAAGUGCUGGGAGAUUUAUCUCGCUUACUGCAGACCCAGCGCAGCGCCUCCCCACGAGCCUACGAUGAAGAUGAGACACUUCCUCUGGAUGCUGAAAGACUUUAAAAUGAUAAAUGAAGAAUUAACAGCAGCUACAUUUAUGGAGGUCAUAGCAGAGGAUAAUCCUUUCAUAUAUGAUGGAAUUGACAGCAACUUUGAACCUGAGGACGCCCAGAACAAGAGUCCCAGCUUGGUCAUGAGCCACGAAUCGGAUGCUGCUCACUCUGACAGUGCCAGGUCAUCUUCCAGCAAGUUAGAACUCUCGCCUGAUAUUAACAAAAUAAGGAAAUCAGAGCCCAAGAUCAAGAAGUCUGUAAGUGAUGAAAGAGUCUCCAAAAUGAAUUUUAAAUCGACUGGAAAAGGGAUCACCUUUUUCUCAUCCGAGAGCGAGAAAUAUGAGAGACCCAAGGAUGAUCGAAAGGAAGAGUUCAACACGUGGGUCAAUAAUAUGUACGUCUUCUUUGUGAACACGCUCUUUCAUGCGUAUGAACGUGAAGAAGCUAUCAAGGAGAAAAUAAGGGCAGACAGGUUACGUAGCACAGCACAGGCCCAGCAGCGGAAGAUGGAAGAUGACGAACUGGAAGCAAGGCUGAAUAUCUUUAUCUUGAGAGAGGAAGAGGCCGAGAGACAUGAGGUGGACAUCACGGUGAUCAAGGAGCCGGCAGAUGUGUCAUCCUCUCACCUCAUACUGGACCCUCCCAAGGAGGAUGUGACCGUGUCCCCAUCCAGCAAGACCAGCACCAGCAAGAAGAAAAAGGAGAGAGACACGAGGACACACACACAGGCUUAGGACGGCACGUGCUGUAAGAUUUCCUGAGCAUUACAGUUCUUAGCACUGAACUCGUCGCAGUGUUUUAACAUACCCCCUGGCCCACUGCAUCUCAGGUAUCCUACAUGGCUGGAUUACGGGAGUUCGAGACCAGCCUGGGCAACAUAGUGAGACCCCCAUCUCUGCAAAAUGAAAACAUCAGCCGACCGUG